AUGGGAAGAAGAAAAAUAUGGGGACAAAGUUAUAUAAGAACAAAUAAAGGUGUAUAUAUAGGAGAUAUAGAAGAUAAAAAAAAACAUGGAUGGGGUAUAGCAAUAAAUAAUAACGGGAAUAAAUAUGAAGGAUUGUUUGAAAAUGAUGAAAGAAAUAUAUUUGGAUUAGAAUUAUUAUGUUGCUUAUACAGACAUAAUUAUAAAAAUAAAAAAAAAGGAGACGAAGAAAAAGUGGACGGAAAUGAAAUAGAACAAACUAGUGAAAAAGAAUUUGAAAAAGGUAAUAUAUGCUUAAAUUCAAAUAGGUAUAUAUAUAUAGGCAAAUUUAAAAAUGGAAAAAAACAUGGAAAUGGUGUAUUAAUAGAUUAUAAUAAUUAUGUUAUGUAUAGUUGUAUAUUUUUAAAUAAUAUUAUUGCAUAUAAAGAUAUUUUAUUUUCCUUAAUUAAUAAUUAUCAAUCAAAAUAUGAAGCAUCACACUUUUUUUCAUUUCACCAUGAUCAAAUAAUAUGUGAAAAAAAAAGUGAAACAACAAACUUUUUUGAUAAAGAUAGUAAAAGUGAUAGCAUUGAAAGUGGCAAAAGUAAAAACAAGUUGACAAACGAAAGAGAUACAUAUUCGUUCACAAAAGAUCGAUAUAAAUAUAUCACUUUUAAUUAUAUAAAAUUUUAUGAACAUGUAAUGGAUAAAAUUAAAAAAUAUAAUUUACAUGAUCUAUUUUUAAAAUAUGAGUCAGGGAAAGAAAAGUGUGAUUGGGACGAAGAUAUAAAAAAUGAUUACCCUCAUAUGGAAGAAAACAAAAUAAAUAAUCCUACCAACACAAAUGAAGAACCAUCAAGUAAGCAAAGUAUAUCCUCUUGUGUGUGUAAAAGCCAUGAUAUCAAUUAUAACAACAUAAUGAUUAGUGAAAGUCAAAAUGGUGGAGACCUACAUAAUGAAAUACAUAAAACACUUCCCUCAUGUCUUAGAAAAAAAAAAAGACAUAAUUUUGUGUCACUAUCUUAUGCUCAUAAUAGUAUAUACUGGAAUGUUUUUGAAUUAAAUUUUUUUUUAUUUUUUAUUGGAAUUCCAAAAAAAAUAAUCGAAAUAUUUAUAAUAAAUGAAAUAGAUGGAUAUUGCUUAAAAUAUAUAGAAAACAAAUUAUUAGAAAAUAUGGGGAUUUAUGAUAAAGUUAUUAAAAAGUGUAUUAUAUUAUCUGUUCAAUGUUUAUUAAAAUUAAGAGAAAAAUAUAAACAUAAAAAAAAAAUAAAAUUAUUAAAUAACAAAAUUGAUAAUAAAUUACUUUUAAAUAAAAAUAAAAUAUGGUUAUUAAAAUUAAUAGGAAGAGGUGGCUACAAUAAUGUUUAUAAAUGUUUAUACAUCAAUAAUAUCAAAAAAUUUAGUAAUAAUAAUUUUCCAAACAUUAACAAUAUCGCAUUAAAAAUAUGUAUAGAUAAAAAAUACAGUUAUGAUCUUUUCUCGGAGCUAAACAUUUUAUCAACCUUAAGACAUCCAAAUGUUUCACUAUUUUUAGGUGGAGUAAAAAAUCCACAAGCAAUAGCAUUAGAAUAUAUUCCAUGUGGUAGUAUAUUUGAUAUAUUACAUAAAAAAAAAACAAAAAUAAAAAUUUUAGAUAUAAUUAAAAUGUGUAAAGAUAUAACAGCAUUUAUGUCAUUUAUUCAUAACAAAGGAAUAUUACAUUGUGAUUUAAAAUCAGCAAAUAUUUUAUUAUCAGAAUCUGGUGAAAUUAAAAUAUGUGACUUUGGUUUAUCAAUUCAAAAUAUUGAUGAUAAGCCAAAAUAUUUAGGUAUCGUAGGAACAUAUCAAUGGACUGCCCCAGAAAUAUUAAGGGGUGAAGGAUACACAAAAAAAGCAGAUAUAUAUUCAUUUGGUGUUAUAUUAUGGGAACUUUUACAUCGAAAAAUACCAUUUAAUGAUUUAAAACAUCCAUUAGAUAUUAUAGCUCAAGUUGGAUAUUCAAACAAACAUCUUAUUAUAAAUAAUAAUAUAAAUAACAAAUUAUUAUAUGUAUUAACUAGCUGUUUACAUAAAGAUAAAAGGAAAAGAAAAUCUUUUUUUUUUUGGUCUGAAUAUUUUGAUAUCCUCUAUAAAGCUAAUAUAUGCUGUGAGGACACAAACUUAUCUUUCCUCUUGACCUAG
Plasmodium vinckei vinckei is the source of this 2136-nucleotide messenger RNA. Its product is annotated as tyrosine kinase-like protein, putative. Lineage: Eukaryota; Apicomplexa; Aconoidasida; Haemosporida; Plasmodiidae. The transcript has a single exon. The record is from RefSeq and is a predicted model, not a curated record. Gene Ontology annotation, molecular function: ATP binding; protein kinase activity. The coding region runs from base 1 to 2136 and encodes 711 amino acids. Gene Ontology annotation, biological process: protein phosphorylation.